AGUAUUUCUAUCUCACUCAUUUACUUUGCAAAUGUUUAUUAUUAUUGGCAAAGUACGCCGGCGCUUCGCGUCUCUCCAGUUGCCGGCAAAAAAAAAAACAGGCGAGGGGGGUGAAUGGUGGCCGGUGGGGAGAUGACGCUUUGUGUGUAAAAUUGCGUUUAUUGGUUACAGCGAGAUGAGGAAGAAACAACAAUAAUAUUUCGGUUAAGCUCGGAUUUAAUCGUACACCCCACUGCUGCUGCUGCCUCCUGACAGCUUGGUCGAUUUACAAGUUUGCCUGGAUACACCCGCGUUUUUCCCGGGCCUUUGCGCCGUGAUUUCGCGUUACACAGUUGGCUAUUUUUUAUUUUUUUUUAUUUUUUUUUUAAUAUUGAAAAUUAAUUAUCAUAUAAAAAAUUAAUUACAUAUCACUCAAACACAAUUGAAGAAUAUUCUUCCAUCAUAAAACGACGCGUGUUCUGGCAUCAUUGAUCAUGCAAUUUUAUUUUUAUAUUUAUUUUUCUACCGCUUUUGAACACUUGAAAAAAGUGAAAUUAAAAAAAAAAUGAAUUGAAAAAUUAGAAAAAAAAAAAAAAAAAAAAAACGGAAAUCCCCGUAGUAAUGUAUUUGUUUAUAUUUUUUUUAUUUGCCGACCCGCAUUGCUCCGAUGGUUAACAACAACAACAUCAUCAUCUUCAUCAUCUUUGGCAACAACAUCAACAUCAACAAUACAACUUGGCCAACAAUGAAUUAUUUAAUCAACAAAAAAACAAAAUACAUGAUUGUAAUAAUUAAAUAAUCAUCAGUUGGAAUAUUCAGCAGUGUCAAGGACAAACAUUAAAUUCUUAUAUUGGAAAUAGUGUCCAAAUAACAUCAGAUAAUUUAUUGAAUCAAGCGACUGGAAGCCAUCAAAGUUAUACUAAAAUGUCUGACCACAAUGAUAUACAACACCAUUCAGGUAUGAGGGAUGAUUCACGCACCAAUCUAAUCAUCAAUUAUUUGCCACAAAGUAUGACUGAAAAAGAGUUGUACAGUAUGUUUGUGACAAUUGGUCCAGUUGAAUCAUGUAGAGUUAUGAAGGAUUACAAGACUGGAUACAGUUAUGGAUUUGGUUUUGUUAAUUAUGCUAAAGCUGAUGAUGCAACAACAGCAAUCAACACUCUCAAUGGUCUUCAAGUACAGAAUAAACGUUUAAAGGUGUCAUUUGCAAGACCAUCUGGUGAAGAGAUCAAAGAAACUAAUCUCUAUGUUACAAAUUUACCCAGAAAUGUCACAGAAGGUCAGAUUGAAGAUAUAUUCAAUAAAUUUGGUCAAAUUGUACAAAAAAAUAUUCUUAAAGACAAAUUGACUGGUUUACCACGAGGUGUUGCAUUUGUGAGAUAUGAUAAACGUGAAGAAGCUCAGGAAGCUAUAAAUCAUCUUCAUGGCACGAUACCCGAGGGAGGUUCUGAGCCACUUUGUGUUAAAAUUGCUGAAGAACAUGGCAAACAAAAAGCAGCAUAUUAUGCUGGAUGGCAAGCUGGCUUCAAUCAGAGUCGCGGUCCUGGUGGUCGUGGACGUGGUACAGGAACAACAACAUCAAGUGCUGCAGUAAGCAGUGGAACUGGUGCAACUCGUACAACUGGAUUUGGACGUGGAGGUGGUGGUGGUGGAGGUGGUGGUCAUCAUGCUGGUAGUUAUAUUGGCAAUGGUGCUAGUAGUGGUGGUCCAGGAGCUAUGAGAAUGGAAAAAAUACAUCCACAUCGUUUUAAUCCAAUUGGCAUGGGUGGUGGUUAUGUGCAAUCACAUUUCUGGUGACCACUUGUAAACGUAUUCUGUUUAAUCAUCAAAAAACUACAAUACAAAAUUCAUGGACAUUCACAUCUUGGUCUCUCACGUCUUUUUGGCAUAUCUAAAAAGUCGCUUACAAACUAAAACUAAAAAAGAAAAAAAAGAAAGAAAACCAAACCAUUAACAAUCGAACAAAAAAAAGUUUAAAAAAGAAAAAAAAAAAAGAAAGAAAAAUUCCAAUUUACAAUAGUUUUCAUUUUGCUUGUAAAGCAGUAUGUAUUUUUUUUUUUUUAGUUUUUUUUUUUAAAUUUUUUUUUAUUUUUUAAUUAAAUUCUCAUAUUUUAUUGCUAUUUUUUUUAUAACUUAAAUUGAAACGUGCUCAGAUGCUUCAAUAAGUCCAAUCAAAAAAAGCAAAAAAAAAAACUGUCAAUAAGCUUAUUAAAAUUUCGUUUUAAAAAUAUAAUUACAGUUUACUUUUUUUUUUUUUGUCAAUUUUAAUGAUUUUUUUUUAAUAUUUAAUUAUUGUUCAUUGUAAUUAAAUUUAAAACAAAAAACGAAAUUUUAUCAGAGCUUUUUUAUGAUCGCAUGAAGUGUCCGUUGGUUGAUUCUCAUUUAGUUCUUCUCUCUUUCCAGUGUUUUAGAAUUAACGACAAAAAAAAAACAUAAUAAUCUUUUAAAUAAAUGAAAUAUGAUUGACAAUUUUUGAAGAAUAAUUAUGAGGAUUAACUGCGACCGAGGGCAAUCAUGUGAAUAAAAAAACGUACUACAAAUAUUUAGACAAAUACGUCUAAAUACAUUUACAGUAAAAUGAAUAGAUUAAUUAAAUUAAUUCGGACUAUUUCUCCAAUUUUUACGUAAACAAAAAAAAAAUAUUAUAUACUUAUACUUAUUGUAUUUUUCCUUUUUUUUUUUUUUUUUUUUUGUUUACAAUUUUAUUUGUUCGUCGUAAAAGACGCUAAACUUUUAUUUGCUGUACGACUUCAUUAUAUGUACGUGUAAAUUAAUAAUGGCCAACCAAUUCACAAAUCCAUGUCGAUUUUGCCAAGACAUAAAAAAUAAUAUAAAAUACACCAACGUAUUAGUCAUUUUAUUUUAAUUUUUUUUAUCAUUUCAGA
Messenger RNA from Aphidius gifuensis, 2864 nucleotides. Its product is annotated as sex-lethal homolog. Gene Ontology annotation, molecular function: poly(U) RNA binding; poly(A) binding; mRNA 3'-UTR binding. The transcript is spliced from 6 exons. The record is from RefSeq and is a predicted model, not a curated record. The coding region runs from base 904 to 1776 and encodes 290 amino acids. Gene Ontology annotation, cellular component: nucleus; cytosol; ribonucleoprotein complex. NCBI's taxonomy places the organism in Eukaryota, Metazoa, Arthropoda, Insecta, Hymenoptera, Braconidae.